Messenger RNA from Ornithorhynchus anatinus (platypus), 1832 nucleotides. It is a transcript of the gene POU2F2, whose product is annotated as POU class 2 homeobox 2. The record is from RefSeq and is a predicted model, not a curated record. NCBI's taxonomy places the organism in Eukaryota, Metazoa, Chordata, Mammalia, Monotremata, Ornithorhynchidae. Gene Ontology annotation, biological process: regulation of transcription by RNA polymerase II. The coding region runs from base 57 to 1832 and encodes 591 amino acids. Gene Ontology annotation, cellular component: nucleus. Gene Ontology annotation, molecular function: RNA polymerase II cis-regulatory region sequence-specific DNA binding; DNA-binding transcription factor activity, RNA polymerase II-specific. The transcript is spliced from 15 exons.
CCGAGCCCCAGGGGGUGGGAGGUGACACAGUCGUCUCCCCACCUGCCCGGGGCAGCAUGGUCGGCUCCAGCAUGGGGGCUCCAGAAAUAAGAAUGUCUAAACCCCUGGAGGUAGAGAAGCCGCGCCUGGACUCGCAGCUGGAUCCCCCAGAUACCGAAAGAAAUGGACCCGAAGCCAACCACCAGAACCCCCCAGUCAAGGCCGCCCCAUUCAGCCCGUCCCCCACCGGCCCCGGUGCCAAGAUCAAGGCCGAAGACUCCAGCGGCGACCCGGCCCCGGCGGCCGCCCCUCCGCCCCCUCAGCCGGCCCAGCCCCACCUGCCCCAGGCUCAGCUCAUGCUGGCGGGUAGCCAGCUGGCCGGGGACAUUCAACAGCUCCUCCAGCUCCAGCAGCUGGUCCUGGUCCCGGGGCACCACCUCCAGUCUCCCGCACAGUUUCUGCUGCCGCAGGCCCAGCAAGGCCAGCAAGGUCUGCUACCGACGCCAAAUCUGUUCCAGCUACCUCAGCAAAGCCAGGGGGCCCUUCUGACCCCCCCGACCCGGACAGGCCUCCCCACCCAGCCGGCCAAAUGCCUGGAGCCCCCCACCCACCCCGAGGAGCCCAGCGACCUGGAGGAGCUGGAGCAGUUCGCCCGAACCUUCAAACAAAGGCGCAUCAAGCUGGGAUUCACUCAGGGCGACGUGGGGCUGGCCAUGGGCAAGCUGUACGGCAACGACUUCAGCCAGACCACCAUCUCCCGCUUCGAGGCCCUCAACCUGAGCUUCAAGAACAUGUGCAAGCUCAAGCCCCUCCUGGAGAAAUGGCUCAACGAUGCAGAGACCAUGUCUGUGGACUCCAGCCUGCCCAGCCCCAAUCAGCUGAGCAGUCCCAGCCUGGGCUUCGACGGGCUCCCGGGCCGGAGGCGGAAGAAGAGGACCAGCAUCGAAACCAACGUCCGCUUCGCCUUAGAGAAGAGCUUUCUCGCGAACCAGAAGCCUACCUCAGAGGAGAUCCUGCUCAUCGCUGAGCAGCUGCACAUGGAGAAGGAGGUCAUUCGCGUCUGGUUCUGCAACCGGCGCCAGAAGGAGAAACGCAUCAACCCCUGCAGUGCCGCCCCUGUGCUGCCCAGCCCGGGCAAGCCAGCCAGCUACGGCCCCCACCUGGUGGCACCCCAGGGCGGUGGGGGGACCCUGCCGAUGUCCCAGGCUUCCAGCAGUCUGAGCACAACAGUUACUACCUUAUCCUCCACCGUGGGCACCCUGCACUCCAACAGGACGGGCGGCGGGGGUGGCGGCGGGGGUGGCGGUGCCACCCCCCUCAACUCCAUCCCCUCCGUCACCCCUCCGCCCCCCGCCCCCUCCAACAGCACAAACCCCAGCCCCCAAGGGGGCCACUCGGCCAUCGGCUUGUCAGGCCUGAACCCCAGCACAGGAAGCACAAUGCUGGGGGUGAGCCCAGCUCUAAUUAGCAACAACCCUCUGGCCACCAUCCAAGCCCUGGCCUCUGGUGGCACGCUGCCCCUUACCAGCCUUGACGCCAGCGGGAACCUGGUGCUGGGGGCCGCGGGGGGCGGCUCCGGGAGCCCGGGGCUCGUCACUUCAUCCCUCUUCCUCAACCACGCCGGGCUGCCCCUGCUCAGCGCCCCGCCGGCCGUCGGUCUCGUCUCCGCCGCCGCCGCCGCCGUGGCCGCCUCCAUCUCCAAAUCGCCAGGCCUCUCCUCCUCCUCCUCUUCCUCCUCCUCCUCCUCCUCCUCCUCAUCCUCCUCCUCUUCCUCUUCCUCCUCCUCCUCCUCCUGCAGCGAGGCUGCUGCACAGACCCCAGGGGGGGCCGAGGCAGGAGCCAAGCCAGAGUGA